GAGUCUCAUCCAAAGAAGUUUGGGACAUGAAAACGUUUCUUGGAUUAUGAUGAGGUCUUAAAAUAGCGUUUCAUAUGAUUUUGAACUCUAUGGAGUUGGUUGCAGAGUUGGUCUUUGUGCAAAUGGAUUACGACGUGCUCGAGCAGAAGGUAGAGCUGCAAUCCAUAUUAACCAUUGAUGAUUAAGAUAACGCCGCUUUGGAGGUUGGCUGAUGAAUGAAAUGCAUUAUUGAGAGGCUUAUUGGAUUACCUUUGGACGAGGUCAUGAAGAUGACAAUCUUUUCCUUACCUUCUGACAUGAACCAAUCCCAACAAUGUACGAUUUACACCACACACAUGCUUGACGAGCAACCAGUGCAAGGUGGUUCGCUGGGGAUUUUUUUUAUGACUUAUGCAUUUUUACCCUCAAUGUCAAGGCAUUUUUAUUGUUGGUCGGCUAAGAAUGUACAAGAGCCAUUGUUGCCAAAAGGAGCCGGAGCACAGUUUUUGAUAAUGAGGGUUGAGUGGAUCCUCAUACCCAAUAAGGAUCUAUUUCAAAUGUAACGAUUUAUUUUAUACCCCAUUCGAUGACGGCCAUGUACCGGUGUUCGCUCAUUUCAUGACCUGAUGAUUUGAUCGGUGCUCGAAAAGCUUUCUCUCCGUUCCUCGAGAGCCAAUGAAAACGCUUCCGCCAGCGGAAAAGGGAACGACCGGCUCAAUUUUGACCUGGUGUGCGCGUCGCAAAAGGAGGUUCGAAACUUCGUUUCGAAAACAUUGAAAAAGCUAAGAAAGCAAUUGCAAGUUGUUCAUCAAAGAAAACGCUAUUAAUGAGAACAUCUUCAAGUUGGAAUAACCGACGAGUUUAAAUGGGAUGACUUGGGAAUCCGGAAGCCGUUGUUAGUGGAAUCAUUUCCCACCUGCGCUUUUAACAUGACCCCACGUGGUUCGACGAGAGAACACGGGAAUUCUUCCUCGGGACCGCACUAGCACUUCACUACAUGAUGAACUCUUGUGACUCUCGACAUCACACCAGGAACAACGGCGAAAGCGCACCUUCCGAAAGCUCGAGCAUGGAUCCUGGUAAGCAGAUACUGCUCAUAUGAAGGUGUGUGUGCAUCUCACCGAGCGUCUUUGACAAUUCCUCGUAGAAAGCCGACUUGCUGACGACCACCCUCUGGACAGAGAGGUCCACUCAUCCGAACGGGAAGCUCUCUGACCUGAUGAGGUAGACGUGUUUAAGUGGGGUCAUUUUCACGUUGAUCCUCCUCCUCUUCCUCCUCCUCCUACUACUACUAGUAUUACUAGUCGUUUGCGUUUGGUUUGCGGCUCAUUGAGCUCUUGAGAGUAGACAAGGACACUUGGUUCCGAUCAAAGAGUCAAAGUAAACAUGCCUGUGCACCCUUUGAGUAGUGAUCAUCUCGAAGAUCAUGAUGUCGAAGUUGUGGAUGAGGUCGAAGAGGACAGGCCUUUGGAUUGUUCCAGCACUUCCAACGAAAGUGGGCAUAGUGACGAUGUGAAACAAACCCCAGUGAUCAGCACCAAGCUACACUCAAAAACAUCUACAGUCAAACCACCCUCUUCACAUCGAGAGUUCUUUGCCAAAUUGUACGGUUCGCACGAUGACGUGAAUAAAAAUGAGACCAAAGUGACAAUACCCAGAUCCAGUCCCCAUCUCUUAAAUGUCCCAAAUAUCACGCCCCCUCCCCAAGGCACACCCUCUUUUUCUCCCUCAUCGGGCCUGCCACCUUUUGUUCCAUCAAUCCCCGCUUACUUCAACUCUCCUCAAUGGGAAACACCUUCGCCGGGAUCGAGCCCACAAUUCAGAUUUGGCCCCGAUUUCCCGUUUCCCGGCGGAUUGGCAGCGUUUCUGGCGCGAAGACGCAGGAAAGAUGCCCGACAAAGACGACAACGAACCACCUUCACAUCCGAUCAAACUCUCCGAUUGGAACUGGAAUAUCAGCGCAAUGAAUACAUCUCCCGACCUCGACGUUUCGAACUGGCCGAGUCCUUGGAUCUGACCGAGACUCAGAUCAAGAUCUGGUUCCAGAACCGCCGAGCCAAGGAUAAAAGGAUCGAAAAGGCCCAAUUGGAUCACCAGUACCGGUGCCUUGCCUUUGGCAUCCCACCCACGCCCUAUUCAAGUUCGUUUUGUACGGAGUGCUACUACAAACCAGGUUCCUGUGGAUCCUUGCACCAAGGGAGCAUGUUGCCGAGCCCUCUAACCAAUACGAGUGGUGUCAAUGGAUCUGCGUCCCCUUUGCCUGUCCAUCACAAUGAUUUCAACAAGCUAAUUCAAUGAACCCACAUUCCAUCCCCUGUUUGAAUGUACAAAAAUGAACAAAUGCUAAUGAUUAAUGAAUGAUGAAAUAGACACAGAU
Molecule: messenger RNA, 2356 nt
Organism: Tigriopus californicus
Lineage: Eukaryota; Metazoa; Arthropoda; Copepoda; Harpacticoida; Harpacticidae
Gene: ro
Product: homeobox protein rough-like
Exons: 4
Coding region: 1366-2277 (303 amino acids)
Biological process (GO): regulation of DNA-templated transcription
Molecular function (GO): DNA binding; DNA-binding transcription factor activity, RNA polymerase II-specific
Source: RefSeq, a predicted model, not a curated record